This is a messenger RNA of Bacillus rossius redtenbacheri, 7959 nucleotides long. RefSeq names its product transcriptional regulator ovo (gene ovo). Gene Ontology annotation, cellular component: nucleus. Gene Ontology annotation, molecular function: DNA-binding transcription factor activity, RNA polymerase II-specific; RNA polymerase II cis-regulatory region sequence-specific DNA binding. The coding region runs from base 508 to 3498 and encodes 996 amino acids. Lineage: Eukaryota; Metazoa; Arthropoda; Insecta; Phasmatodea; Bacillidae. The transcript has 6 exons. The record is from RefSeq and is a predicted model, not a curated record. Gene Ontology annotation, biological process: epidermal cell differentiation; regulation of transcription by RNA polymerase II.
CGCAGAGGCGACGGACGUGUGCUAACGGGGAGGCUUUAUUAUCGCAGCGCUUCGAAUCAGACGACCCAAGGGUUUUAACUCUCAACACGAACAUGGAUAUGUCUUACGUUUUCAAAACCAGGAGGUGCUUCGAUUACGAGUUCUACUAGAAUAUAUAUUUUUUUAAAUUUUUUUUUUGUAAAAUAUAUAUAUAAAUUCUUUGCUCUCCUAAAAAAAAAAAAAAAAAAAAAAAAAUCAGGAAAAAAGAUACACGGACGUACGUGAUGGUGAAGUGAACAGGUAAAAACCUCUUCGAUAAAUUUCCCGCGGGAUAUGAAAAGUUCUUCGCGUGUCUUCCGAACGGAUUUCCAUUCGACGGUUUGGUCGGAAGGAGACGUAAAGUGACAGGUUAUAUAUAUAUUUUUUUUUCACAAGGGUGGGCGACUCUCCCCCUCGUCCAGGGAGGUGUGUGCGGAGUCGCGAAGAAGUGAAUAAAGAAAGGCGCGUGUUGAAGCGAAACGGGACGAGAUGCCGAAGAUAUUCCUGAUCAAGAACAGGCUGCACCUGCAGCAGCAGAAGCUGUUGGAGGCGCAGAAGAGGUCCGACGACGCCUUGACCCCUCCCGGGUCCCCCCUGUCGCAGGGUCAGCCGCUGUCCCUCAUCGUCGGCAGAGAGCGGCCGGCGGUGAAGAGCCGCCAUGACGAGGACAGUCGCUACCCGCGGCCGCCCACGCCGGACAGCGCGCGCUCCGGGUCUCCGUCCAGCCCCCGGCGGGAGGCGGGCUGCGCCGCCCCCGGCCCGCCCCCGGCGCAGCAGCAGCAGCAGCCGCCGCCGAGACGCUUCAUCUCGUCCAUCCUGGGCGGCGAUGUGCCCUACCACCCGGGCACCCGCUCCUUGCAGGUGCCGACGAGGGCCGAGCGCAAGGAGUACCUGCCCGCGGUGACGCCGCCCCCGACGCAGCAGCCGCCGCCUCCUUCUCCGCCCCCGCAGGCCGCCCCCGAGUCCCCGCAGGCGGUGCGCUGCCAGCAGGUGUCGGUGAUCCAGCGCACGCCCCUGCCGCCGGCGGCGGCUACCCAGCCCGGGGUCUCGCAGGACGAGCAGGACUCGGAGGACUCGGACGGGGACGACGACGAGGCGGGGGCGGAGCCCAUGGUGGUGCAGGAGCCGGAGCAGGAAGCGCCCAUCGACUACCACGUGCCCAAGAAGCGGUCCUCGUCCGAGGAGCGGCGCGACCCUGGGGACGAGAAGACGCGCGCGCUGAGGCGCAUCAGCAGCCUGAGGAUCGUGCAGCGGGAGACGGGUCUUCCGCCGCCGCCGCAGCUGGGCAGGCUGCUCUGGAGGCAGAUCCUCAGCGGCGGGGGCGGCGGCAAGCCCAGGUCCGCGGCGGCGGGUCACGGGCACAGCGGCAGCCGCGGCGGGGGCGGCGGGAACAGCGGCGGCGGCGGCGGAAGCAACAACACCUCCGGGCACUCGUCCAUGUCCUACAGCGGCGGCUCCGGCGGCUCCGGAGGUUCCGGCGUCGGUGGUGGCGGGUCGAUGAACCCCGGGGGCGGCGGCGGAGGUGGGUCGAUGAACCCCGGGGGCGGCGGCGGCGGGUCCGGCAACAACAACAACAACUACGGGCCCAGCAGCCCCCCGACGGGCUCCCUGCCGCCGUUCUACGAGACCUUGAAGAACGGCGGGGUUCUGGCGGGCUUCGGCAACGGCCUCCAGCAGUACGCGCACUCCAACGGCGGGUCGAGCAACUACGGGAUGCUGUCCAUGGACUGCGACACGGGGCAGGACGCGGGCGGGCUCGGGUACGCCGGGGGCGGGAGCAGAGGAGUAGUAGGCGGAGGAGACACCAAGUACUCGAUGCUGCAGAACAUGUGCGCGUCGUACGGCCUGGUCGUCAAGGAGGACGUGGACGACAUGUCGGAGUACGCGUCGUCGCGGGACGCCCUGCCGCCGAUACACCUCCUCGGGGGCGGCGCAGCCGCCGCCGGAGGCGGUAGCAUCGGCGUCACGGCGGCGGCUCUGCUGGGGGCCGGCGGCUACCAGUACGACGUCAGCGACUCGAUGAUGGCCGACCUGGUGGCCGCCGGCUCCGUGGUCGACCCGCUACAGUUCACCGCCACCUUCACGCUGUCCGGCGCCUCGGACCACAACGCGCUGCUGGAGAGCCUCACCGACGACCUGUUCCUGCAGAGGAUGUCCCCCGACGGAGACCUCAGCGACGCCAACAACAACAACAACAACACGGACGCGGAGAGCGCCAUCUUGGGCGUGUCGUCGUCCGAGGGGCACGGCAGCGCCGUGACGACCCCCAGCCCGGGACUCCAGCAGCAAAGGGGGGGUCUGCCCCCGCCGGUGGAGCCCUCGGUGGACCCCUUCCCGGAGCACUGCCAGAGCGCGGCGGCCCAGCUGUCCAGGGGCUUCGACCCCCAGCAGGGGUACCCCUCGUCGUCUACUGCCGCGCAGAUGUUCCAGGAGGGCUCCCCGUCCUACAACCUCCCGAAGGAGCGGCCAGAGCUGGCGCUGCACAUCUCCUCUCCUUCCCCCUGCUCCGACCACGACUCCCGCCAGCACCAGCACCACCACAUGCAGCAGCUGCAGGUGCAGGUGCAGAUGAACCACCACCACCACCAACACCACAACCCUCACCACCAGCAGCUGCUGUCCCCUGGGCUGUCCUUCGCGGGGAGCGGGCUGGACCUCGACUCGCCCACGGCCAUGUCGCUGCCCAGCCCGGGAGCCGCCAGCUGCAGCCUGGACGGGAACGGGUCCAUGUCCCCGCCGGGAAGCAUCAGCGGCCGGAGGGAUUCCGGGGACAUCAGCAACAUACCCUCGCUGCAGGUCCGAGUCAACAUCCUCCAGCAGAGGCUGGGGCUGCCAGGCGACGUGGCGCUCGAGUUUGUGAACGGCGGCCACGGCAUCAAGAACCCCCUGGCGAACCACGACGUGGCGCCGCCCAGCCACCGGCCGCACCGCAACAGCGGCGGCGACGACAAGGCCUCGGUGGCGGCGGCGGCGGCGGUCGCCGCCCCCACCCAGCAGGCGCACGUACACCCGGAGGACCCCAGCCGGUUCGUCUGCCACGUGUGCUCCAAGAGCUUCGGCCUGCAGCGGCUGCUCAACAGGCACAUGAAGUGCCACAGCGACGUCAAGCGCUACCUCUGCACCUUCUGCGGCAAGGGCUUCAACGACACCUUCGACCUCAAGCGGCACACCCGCACGCACACAGGAGUUCGCCCGUACAAGUGCAACCUGUGUGAGAAGUCCUUCACACAGCGCUGCUCGCUGGAGUCCCACUGCCUCAAGGUCCACGGCGUGCAGCAUCAGUACGCCUACAAGGAGCGCAGGACAAAGAUGUACGUGUGCGAGGAGUGCGGCCACACGACCAACGAGCCGGAGGUGCACUACCUCCACCUCAAGGACAACCACCCCUACAGCCCGGCGCUGCUCAAGUUCUACGACAAGCGCCACUUCAAGUUCACCAACUCCAACUUCGCCAACAUGCUGCUGCAGGUGCGGUCCUGAGGGUCCCCCUCCCCCCUACUCUCCCCCCCGGGGCCUCCCGCCGGGACGUGACGUGACGUGACGUGACGGGGAUUUCCCCCGGGGAGCCGCCCCUGACCGAGUCUCGUUCCUUCUCUUUCUCCCGCGAGGUGGCCGCCCGGCUGGCGAGAGAGGACCCGGGACUUUUGAAAGAUGCCGCGGCAAGGCCCCGCUUCUCGAAAAUCUCUCGAGAUCCCUCGGGGGGAAAAAAAAUAAAAGAAAGUGUCCCGGCCACGAACGGCAUUUCCGCUGUCCUGACCGCACAUAUAGAGUGUUAAAUGUUCGGCGACGCGGGCAGAGUCACAAUUUCCUCGAACACGAAUCGCAAAGAGUAGGUAUCUUCGAGUUCACCCCCUCGAAUCCGAAUUCGGGUCUCAGGAAAUAAUAAUAAAAAAAAAAAAUUUUUGACUAACUUUAAUAAAUGUUUUGGUUUCACAAACGAAGUUUUCCAGAAUCAAUACUACAUGUUAAAAGUGCGCCAUCUUGGGGACUUCAAAAAGGAUAGGAAUGUAAGGGGGGAAGAAAAAUUGACCUAGUAAACUUCAAAGGUUAUCAGGGACGAAUUUUUUUUAAAUUGCUUUGAAUCUUUUUCCUCAGCCUAUUGAAUCCUUCGAAUACUAUAGAUUUGAUAGUACCUAUUUGAGGAUUCGAUUGACCAAUCCCUAUUUAAUAUUAUUUGAUAUAUUUAAUAUUAUGUAAGAAAUAAUUUAAAUAUUAUUGUAGGUUUAUUCUUCUGACUUUUUAUUUAUUGAUAAAAUGUUUAAAAUGCAGAAAAACAAAUCUACAGUAACAUUUUCCAACUUUUUCUUUUCUACAACAGUAGCUUUAAAUUUUUGUGUGAAAAAAAAAUUCUAUAUUUAGUUUCGGACAUUUAAGAGGGGUAAAUCACAGCUUAAUGGGAAAUGCAUGUCUGUUAAAAAACUUACGGCAUGUGUAAAUGUGUCAUAGGAACAUUAGAGACAUUUAAACAACGAAAUCACUACGUCGGUUUGGUAUUUUGGACGUAGAGUCAAAGAGACGUGUGAUAGCAUGCGACCUAGGGUCUCUUGUAGUGUUCCUGGGUUUUGAAACCUCUUUGGCCAGCCAGGUGACCACCUUAAAAGAAAAAAAUAUAGUACAUUGCUUAGUGACAUACAAUUCUACAUUCCACUAGUGUGAUUCCGAUAUCAGAACGCGAACUGUAAGCUUUCCACAUCACUUAAAGCAUUUAACAAAAGGAUAAACAAAAUCCAACACAGGGACUUUUGUUUUAAAGGGUUGGUUCUGUGCACCCUAAUACUUUUGUUUUUAUUAAGUUAACUGUAGGUACCUGUGAUAAAUGUUAAAAAUAAGUACAAUUUUUAAGGUAGACACAAUAAUGGGGGAAUGUAACUAUACUCAUGUCUUUUAAGGAUGAAGUAUUUCUUUUUUUAAAACAGCAAAAGUGAGCUGCUGCCCAUACAAGAUGAUGAUUUUAUACAUAUAUUAUGCAUUUAUAACAUUUCCAAAUAUUUAUUUAUGGAUUCAAUUGCCUGUUUAGAUAUUGUAAAUAUUUUCUGUGGGGCAGUUGUUUAGUGGACGUGUAUGUAGCCGAAUCCAGAAAGUGAAUGAAAUAUAUUUUUUUUUAAAUUGCACUAGAAUGUUAGGAGGAACAUUCAGCUAUAUUCACUCUGGACGUCUUGGUUUACAUACUACAAGUUGAUUGACGCUACUAACGGGGAAUAAUGUCUAUUCCUCUCACGGAUGUUUGAAGACUUGUAGCAAAUAUUGUUCAUUUUGCGUGUUGUUAUAUUUUGUAUCACUAAAGAAUAACACUGUACGUAGUCUAGGUGUUGGCAACUGGUAAUUUUGAAAUAUUUAAAAAUAAAUAAAUAAAUAAAAAAAAUUUCCAGAGGGUUUUAAAACGCAUUCUGAACGAGUUUUGGUACAACGUCUUCACAAAGCUGAGGAUAAUGUUUUUUUGAAAUAAAUUUCAAUUAUAUUUAUGUAGUUUUGAUAACUUAGUUUUAAAAAAAUAUAUAUAUAUUGCAAUUUUAUAUCCAAAUGAAAUUGGAUUAAUGAACAAUAAAAGACUGAUGUAUAAGGAACGUAAGGGAAGAUGUCAAGUUUACGACUGCGACGCAACGCGUGGGUGAAACAGGGACAAAGAAAGAACGAAGGAAAAAAGACGUGAAAAAAUCGGGUCAUUUGUGCAAUCUACAGCCGAACUUGGGUUUGGUGUCAUUUUAUAGCUAACUGUGGCGGAGAAGGUGGAAUAGCUAUUGUAACAUAUGUUUCUGUUCUAAAAUAAUGUACAGUAGAAUGUAAAGAACUACAUGGAAUAUUGUUAUUUAAAAAUAAGGGACUGUUUGUUAUGUAGAAUCAUGUCGAACAUGCUGUGUGGCAAUAUGAAUUUCAAAAACAUUCAUGUAUUCAGUAGGCCUGUACGAAUAGUGUUUUUUUUUUGUUGCGAAGCGGAUAUCAAACCGAAUCUUUAAAUAUUCGCAAAGGUGAAUGAAAUUUAGUAUUGGCAAAGCUGUAUUACACUUAUUUUAUACAAUACACAAUUGAAAAAAAAAAGAUUGUUUAACAUUUGUUAUAUUUGAACUGAUUAAUUUUUUAACAACUUGGGUCCAUACGUUUUGAUUUCUUUAAGAAACUUACUUUCUAUAUAUAAUAAAAAGCAAAGCUUCGUGUUUGUUGCAAACCGUAAAACAUUGAAUGUUUUACGGUUUGCAACAAACACGAAGCUUUGCUUCACAACCAAAGUUUCAAAUAAAAAAAGGAAAAUGGGCAAAUUUCCUGGCAAAAAGUCAAAUUGAUUAUCAAAAGCUUUGAUUGGUUCGCUUAGUUGAAGCUUCGUACAGGCCUAGUAAUCAGUAUUUCCAAAAUUUAUACCAAAAAAACAUGUUGAUCCAUUAGAACUGAACAUUUUGAAUAACUUGCCUAGCUGUUGCCUACUUUGAUGUACAAAUACUUAAUUCAUACUGAAAAUAAAUUUAUGAAUAUUAAAAAAAAAGUUGUAAAAACAGUUGCAGAAAACAUUAAUAUUAAUAAUUUUUUCCCCAUUUAUUUAACAAACUUUGUUAGUGUUAAUGAAAGUUCUGCAAGAAUUCUUAAUGCAUUUCAAGCGAAAUGGGCCAGUAUUGCCACGAGCAGACACAUGAAGGAUCUUGAAAAAUUACUGUAAAGUGGGCAUUUAACAAAUAAUCUGAGGUUGUAUACAUUAGUUUUGUCUAAGGUAUUAGGCAUUUUUUAUAGACAGAAAUUUACACAAAUUUGUACUUGGUUUUCUCUAAGUGUUUCUAAAUCAUCUAGGGUGCUUUUUACGAAAGUUGGACUAGAGAAUAAAUGCAAUAAGUACAAACAAUUGUUCGAUGAUCAUAAAGAUACUUGUGGCCUUUCAACUGGUGCCUUACAAUAGAAAUAGACCAUUCUGAUUUGGAGUAUAGGUAGUUUUAAAAUACAGAGGGUACUUGGAAGACAGACUGAACUGUUAUCAGUAGCAAUAACCAAAAAAAAUAAAAAUAGCUCUGAUGACUUAACCAGGCUUGUCAAAUUAACGCUGUGAAAUAUUACUCAUAGCCUCAUAGGCAAUGUGAAAUAAUUUUAAUUGCAAAAUGUUAUUUUUUUGCCCUUGUACAAAAAAAUUUGAAUUUUUCUUGUAAAUUCGAGUGUGUGUUCCAAUUUUACUUACCAGUAUUUUCAACCCUACAAGAAAUUUAUACACAAAAAAAAAAACUUUCAUCCUCAAGUUUAUUUGUUUGUAUCAAGAAGCAUUUUGUUGACUGGUGUAAAUGGAGUCCAAAAAUUGUAAGUGUAUAAUUUAAGAAUGGAAAUAUAGUUAUAUAAAAAAAAAACCUUUGUGUUUCUUUCUGUUAUAGUGUUAUUCUUGAAAAUCACCUUGAAAACCUUUCUUGUUAACAUAUUUUCCUCCUGACUUGACAGAACUGUUGUGUAGGCAAAUUAUUCUAUCAGAACUAUAUCUAGCACAUUGCAGGAAAAAAAAAAAGUCUUAAGAAUUUUCUAGUUUCCAGGUCGUCAUUUUAUAUAUUUUUUGAACUUAAUCAAACUUGUAGAAUUUUUGAGUGGCUGAACUUAAAAAAAAAACAAUAUAUCAAAUAAUUUUCGCUUAUUAACUGCCAAAAUUGCAUUUUUAACCUUUUCGUACUAUACAGAUUAGGAGAAUCUAAUGGAAUAAUAGUUAAAUCAUUAAUUUGGAAAUACGCCGUGGCUAGUAUGCACUGUAUCUCGAGCUAUUUGUGUCCGAUUUAGGGAACAGAUCUCAUUUCCCAUAACGCCAUAACAUCCGCUAGUGUUUUGAGACUUGGGAUGCCUACCAUGUUUGUGCUGUCCUUGUGUUUUCAGAAUACCCGUUUUAAUUUAAUCACUGUGUUCGUCAUGCAUUGCUGUUUUAUUAGUUUAUGAUUGCACAAGAGGAUACAAACCACAAUUUAUAUUAUAAAUAGAGACAAGAUUUCAUAG